AUGGCAAAUGCCUCGACGAUUCAAAUAAACGGGGGGAACUCAACGAUUCAAAUAAACAGAGGGAACCUUGAUACUAAUCACUUGUUAGACGUUGAUGGAAGUCACCAACUAAAUGCACAGAGGCCAGCAGCUCCUCCCAAAGGGUCGUUACCAACAUUCUUCACGGGUCCUGAAGUGAACCUUAAUUACUACCGACCCUUGCAUCCAGCCGCAAAAGAAGGCGACUGGGUUACUGCUAAAAGUUUCAUCGACAAUGAUAUUGCCGUAUUGACAGAGGUAAUCUCACUCCAAGGAAUGACGGCACUUCAUGUGGCGGCCAGCAGCUCCCAGUCCAAAUUUGUAGAGAAGAUGGCAGACCUGAUGCCGGUUGCUGCCCUCAAUGCACAAGAGAAAAAGGGUUGCACCGCCCUUCACUAUGCAGCUGUGGGGGGAGGGAACUACAUUGAUGGAAAGACCCCGCUCUUCUUUGCUGCUAACUGGGGUGCACGUAAGGAAAUGUUAUGGUACCUUUCUACGGUGACUACAGAUGAGCAUCCGAGCUAUGCCUUUACUGGUCCUUGUUCAAGUUCGCUAAUUUUGGGUAUUGCAGUUGUAGGUUUCUAUGAGCCAAGAUUGAAGCUUGUGUUUGGUCGAAAGCUGGUACACAAACAGUGUUUUGAACUAAUAGAAUUUGUUUGCAAACAAGCUGUAUUAUUAGAUAAUGAGCAAACUCUACACUUCUUCUUGGAUGGCGGAAUUCUACAUGUUGCCAUGGCGGGAGGAGUAGUUGAAAUUGUAGAAGUAACUUUGAACUAUGUACCAGAUCUACUUUGGUACAAAUACAAUAUCCAUACUCUAUUGCAAGUAGCUAUCAAGCAUCAUCGAGAGAAGUUAUUCAAUCUUCUGAUCGAUGCGACGGCACGGAAUACAUUUUUAGCUUUUGGAUUAGAUAAUGCUGUUACAGGUCUUGCUUUUCAAAUGCAGAGAGAAUUACAGUGGUUUAAGGAGGUGGAAAAAAUGGUGAACGAUAAAUAUAAGUGGCAAAUGAACUCACAGGGAAAAACACCUAGGGAAUUGUUCACAGAAACUCACAAAGAUUUGCUCAAAAAGAGCGAACAAUGGAUGAAGAAUACAUCAAACUGA
Molecule: messenger RNA, 1122 nt
Organism: Olea europaea var. sylvestris
Lineage: Eukaryota; Viridiplantae; Streptophyta; Magnoliopsida; Lamiales; Oleaceae
Exons: 5
Coding region: 1-1122 (373 amino acids)
Molecular function (GO): protein binding
Source: RefSeq, a predicted model, not a curated record